GGGCGCCUUGAAUUAAAAGUGGAGACGUUCCCUGAAGGGUUCCUCGGGGACGGCACGUGGGUUAAUUGCUGCCGAAGCCCCGCUCUCUGCCCACUCACCGCUCCGCUAACGCAGAGGAGGUGACACUAAUGAGGGAGGGACACACACUGCUUCUCCAGGGCUGGAGGUCAGCUGGGGAAGGGUUUGUCACCGCAGCUGCUUAAGGGACAGUGUCGUGACCAUGAGCUUCUCCCCGGGUCCGUUCGGUCCCUACGGGGGAACCAGUAUUCAGGAGCAGCGGGACCGCUGGGAGAGGAAACGCAGCCGGACGGCCAAAGAGUUGGUGCUGACGGAGCAACGCUACUGCCAACAGCUGGAGCUGGUCACCACUUACUUUGUGGAGAUCUUAAAGGCCAAAGGAACCCUGAAGCCGGACAUAAGCGAAGGCAUCUUCAGUUCAAUUAAAGCCAUUCAUUCAGUAAACCAAUCUCUGCUCGUCCAUUUGGAGAACGGCUACUUUGGCCGAGGCUUCGACCAGAUGCGUCCACAUCUGCACCACUACGACACGUACGCGGACAACCUCUACAAUGGCCGCCGAGUGCUCGGGAGCCAGCUGAAGAAGAACAAGGCCUUCAGACGCUUUAAGAAGCUCCAGGAAGCCCGGCCGGAGUUCAACAACCUCACGCUCGAGGAUUUGCUUCGACUUCCCGUUCAGCGGAUCGAUCAGUACAAACAUUUCCUCGAGGACCUGACCGCCAACACGAGUCCAGACCACCCGGAGUUUCAGCAGCUUUCAAGCGCGGUGACCGCGGUGGACGGCGUGUUCCGGCGUAUCCAAAAGAACGGCCGGUGCCACGAGAACCACCUGCAGCUGUGCCGGGUGCAGAAACUGCUGAAGGGGCAAAAGACGAAGUUGUCGGCGCCAGGCCGGUGGUACGUCCGCGAGGGCUGGCUGAAGGUGGUUCCUCGUAGAGGCACGGACGCCAAGCCCAGAAUGUUCUUCCUGUUCUCCGACAUGCUGCUGCAGGCCAAGCGCUGCAGUCCGCUGCAACUCGCCGACGGGGACAAGUUGGCCGGGCAGCGCGCCUUCCCCCUGCAGGACUGCACCGUGGAGAAGGUGUUCGGCCACACCCGGAGCCAGGGAGGCCUGCUGAGCCUAACCUUCCCCAAAGCCAAACUCCUGCUGAUGUCCUGCAACCAGGAGGAUCUCAACGACUGGCACCAGAGCCUGAGCUCGGCUAUCGGGAAGCUGCAGCCGCAGCAGCCGCUCGUGGUCCAUCAGAGAGACGAGUUGUGCCGGAGACCUCUCCGCCCGGCCGCCGAGGGCCACGACACGCCGAGCGGCAGCAGGAAGAGGAACAUGGUGAGCACUGAGCCCACUGAGCCCACUGAGCAUGCUCAGAAGCCUCCGGGUCAGUGGGCGGCCAGCGCCCCCAAGAGGAUGAAGCCGUGCGGCGCUCCGGAGCUCAGCAGUGCGGCGGAGGAGUCCACCUCCAGCUGUGUGCUCCUCUGAUGGACUCCAGUCGGCGAUGAUCCUGCUCCGUCUGUCCGAGUUUAACUUCAGACCCACUUUCUGCUGACGUGGAUUAUUAAUAUUAUAAUUAUUAAUCACGGCGUCUUCUGCUCCUUCUGCCGCUUUAACCACCGGAUACACGGCGAUGGCGCCCGCCUCCAUUUACAACGUGACGCCAACAGCUGCUGCGCCGCGCUCGUUUUGGGGCGGUACCUGAAUGCACCACUCUGCCAGUCCUGUCCCAGUCUUGGUUUUCCGAUGCAUUUACAGGUUUUGGAUGAACUAUCCAUACAUACAUGACGGGAAAAGACCCCAAAUUAGCCGGUUACAGGUGAACCCCAGCGCUAGUUUAGGAUUAUCAAUGGAAAUAUGUAUUUGUUGCCAAAGACCCUUUAAAAAAAAUAAUGUUUUCACUCCUAUUUCAUGUUGUCAUCGAGGCUGUUUGACCUCCUCACCUUUGGGCCAGUGGGAAAAACACGAUUAUGAAAUAAAUAGACACGUCUUUAUUUUCAAAUAUCAGUAGCUAUGAUGGACUAUUGUAUUGAUUACUAUCUUAUAAUAUCUUGUUUUUUUAUAUAUAUAUUAUAACCAUAAUUAUAACUGGGAAUAUAUUCUUCCAAUUUGAGGUGGAUGGAUGGUCGUCUUGAGAAACUAGCAGAUUAAAUAAUCCACAUGAACGGUUUAGGGAUGUUUAUCUCCACAUGAUCCACAUGGACUGGACCAGGUCCUGGACUAGACCAGGUCAUGUGGGUUCAUCUCCAAGCCCCGCCUCCUUCACUCCGCUGUUACCGCCUCACACCAUCCUCUGUUCAAAUGUACAACUCUUGAAGUUUCUGAUGUUAUUGUUUUACUUGCCAGGUAUAGAGACACUCCUCACUGUUGUGUGUGUGUGUGUGAGACACUGUGAUGAGGUGUUGUUGUUGUUGUGAUCAUAGUUAACGGGAUGAGUGCAUUUAAUCAGCUGCAUUCAUCCAGAGAUGAUUUAUAUGAAUCUGAAUCCAGGCGAGAAACCCUGGUGACCAGAUGUAAAGAGCUAGAUGUUUUUAUCACAUUAUUUGUCCUUCGUUGCAUCUUUUAUCAACCAAUCAACAAACGCGUGCCUCUCUUCUGCGUUUUAUUAGCUCUGUUUUAUCAUGUUGCUGAUCUCGUGUGUAUUUUACAGAUCAUGUUGCUCAUGAAAGCUUUUACACGGCUCACCGAUCAUGAAUGGAGACGGACGUCAUUAAAAUGUCCCCAAUAAAACUCUAAAGACGU
This is a messenger RNA of Pseudoliparis swirei, 2746 nucleotides long. RefSeq names its product Rho guanine nucleotide exchange factor (GEF) 39 (gene arhgef39). Bases 221 to 1492 code for a protein of 423 amino acids. The record is from RefSeq and is a predicted model, not a curated record. Gene Ontology annotation, biological process: positive regulation of cell migration. NCBI's taxonomy places the organism in Eukaryota, Metazoa, Chordata, Actinopteri, Perciformes, Liparidae. The transcript is spliced from 13 exons. Gene Ontology annotation, cellular component: plasma membrane. Gene Ontology annotation, molecular function: guanyl-nucleotide exchange factor activity.